AAUAUUUUAUUGAUAAAGAAUACGUGAUGUGUUUUUUUUUUUAAUAUUAUCAAAUUUGCAACGUUUAGAGUAAACACAAGUUUCAAUAAUGUUGGUAAUUUUUCGGAUGUGAAACGGCUUCGGUAAACUUUUUUGCUUUUCUUUGUACAGCAGGAAAUGUAAAUAAUUGAAAUUGCUUGUUUUAGGAUUGAAUUAUAACCGUACUGCAUAACAAAGUGACUUCAAUUUCUCCAUUUUGAAAGUUUGACACGACGUAUAUCAGCUUCAAGGCAUUUAUAUAAAAGGAUUAGAAAGCUUAUCACUGCAAGAAGUGUACAUUUUGAAAAAAAAAAUGAUUAGCCGGCGGAGAUGUUUGUUGCUUACAGGCAGGAUUUAUAUUUCUAAAUCAACCUGUCGGAUCUUAAUCGUGAGUGGCCUUCUGCUGUUCAUGUUUCACGUUGCCCUGAUGAUUUCUGCCUAUAAAGAUUGUCAACCUUUUGAACCGGAAAUAGACACAGACUUCCCUGCUGGUACCGAAACUGAGCCCAUUAUACCUCAUAUUUUACACCAGACGAGCAAAACAGAACAUGUUAAAGCAUCCUACAAAGGCUACAUAAAGUCAUUUACUGACACAAAUCCAGACUGGCAAUACUAUUUUUGGACUGAUGAUUCGGCCCGGAAGCUGGUGUUGGAGAAACGACCGGAUUUUAUACCAGUCUGGGACUCAUAUGAGGAUCCUGUUAACAGAGCAGACGCACUACGUUAUGUGGUUUUAUAUGAGUUUGGGGGAGUUUAUGCAGAUUUAGACUUUGAAUGUUUAAGACCCCUGGCGAGGGUCACAAGUAAAUAUGCCUGUAUCUUCUCCCCAGAGCCUUUUGAAAUGUCAGUAUUAACGUACAACCGACACUAUUUCAUGUCCAAUGCUAUAAUGAUGUGCCGACCUAAACACCCGUUUUUCAAGCUGAUGAUAGACAAUUUAUUUCUAUAUCAGGUAUUGAGGGAGAAAAUCGACGUUGCAGGACCCACGUUUGUUACUAGCAACUUCCUUCAAUAUAAUAAUCUUCAGCAGCAUUAUAACGACUUUUAUAAAGAAUUAAAACCCCAGAGUAACUCACCCUUUUUCUAUAAAGGUGCUUUACCCGAGGAUCACAGUGAAGCGGUAUACGUUGCAAAUUCAAAAUAUUUCUUCAACACUUUGGAUACUUACAAUUACCGUGUGUUACGUAUGUUCAGAGAUUGUUUUCUGUUCUAUUCGUUGAAUUUCAACCAAAAACGUGCCUGUCCCGAACUUUUCAAACGGUACAUGAGCUUUCGUUCGAAAUACGCUUAUGCCGAACAUCACUGGAUUCACAGCUAUGUAACUCGAAUAUCGGAUAUAAUCUGGCCACAUCAAGAGUAUAUGCAUAUAAAAGAUAUUGUAAAACAUGCUCAGAUAUAUUAGACUAUUUACGACAAAUUAUGUCCAGACGGAGACCUUCGAACACUAUUUUGAUUGAUGUAUAUUUAAAAAAAGUAUUUAUAGUGAAUGUUUAACUUCAGAAGUCAAUAUUUACAUGUAUAAUUAAUUUAUUAUUAUUAUUGUUUGUAAUCAUUUGCUUGCUUUGGUUUCAUUCUAACUUUUUGAUAAACAAUGUCAUAAAAGAACAUGACUUUAUACAGGGCCUGAAUGGCCGAGUAACUCUGAAA
This is a messenger RNA of Ruditapes philippinarum (Manila clam), 1665 nucleotides long. RefSeq lists its product as uncharacterized. The transcript is spliced from 3 exons. NCBI's taxonomy places the organism in Eukaryota, Metazoa, Mollusca, Bivalvia, Venerida, Veneridae. The record is from RefSeq and is a predicted model, not a curated record. Gene Ontology annotation, molecular function: mannosyltransferase activity. Bases 332 to 1420 code for a protein of 362 amino acids. Gene Ontology annotation, biological process: mannosyl-inositol phosphorylceramide biosynthetic process.